This is a messenger RNA of Puccinia triticina, 747 nucleotides long. RefSeq lists its product as uncharacterized. Bases 1 to 747 code for a protein of 248 amino acids. NCBI's taxonomy places the organism in Eukaryota, Fungi, Basidiomycota, Pucciniomycetes, Pucciniales, Pucciniaceae. The record is from RefSeq and is a predicted model, not a curated record. The transcript has a single exon.
AUGCUUGCUGCCUCGGAUUCCGCGCGGCGACCUGGCUGCAGUGCAUGGAUAUUUGCGACGAGCCGAAUUAAUCGACAACAAGGGAACACGGCAGCACAGUCAACAAUGGACUUCCGGGGAUCCAGCCGGAAGCCGUUCGAGGAAGUUUUCGUCCGAUUGGACGGCCUACCAGUCUAUGCAAGUUCCCUGGCCCUUCAGGCGUUCAUCGCGUCUAUCCGGGCCGAUCAGACGCUACUGUUCCCGGAGGCGAGCUUGGUCGCCCUAGUCCGACUCCCCUCAGCGACACAUGCGAUCAUACGGCUCACCCGUCCCGCCGAGCUCGCCGAGGAGCGCUGGUUUCCGGAGCUCAUUGAGGCCUGUCGCCGGCUCAAGAAAGCCCGACUCUCGAUGGGUAGAGGGCCCCCAGACUCGUCAGCUCCGAUCGAGCCCGUCUUACUCUGUGCUCCCUCGCCCGCCCCAACUACCCCGCCGUCCAUCGCCGCCCAGCAACUCCCUUUGAGUACCCCUGACCACUACCAUCCCCUGGUCCCCAAGCUUGAAUCCUCCACCAAAAUCCGUCACCCGAGGAAACGCAGCCGCAUACUUCCACCCGUGCCCGUUCCGUCACGCUCUGAUAAAAUCGCUCACGCUACUCGCGACCUCGCCAAAGCUAAGCAAAGCGAAAGUGACUGCAUAGCCGCAAAGAAACUUAUCCAGGAGCGCUCCAAUCGAAUCUCACCUUUUCAACGAUUCCGCAACAACUUAUGA